This is a messenger RNA of Motacilla alba alba, 4198 nucleotides long. It is a transcript of the gene TRNAU1AP, whose product is annotated as tRNA selenocysteine 1 associated protein 1. Lineage: Eukaryota; Metazoa; Chordata; Aves; Passeriformes; Motacillidae. Gene Ontology annotation, cellular component: nucleus. The transcript is spliced from 9 exons. The record is from RefSeq and is a predicted model, not a curated record. Gene Ontology annotation, molecular function: tRNA binding. Gene Ontology annotation, biological process: selenocysteine incorporation. The coding region runs from base 149 to 1012 and encodes 287 amino acids.
ACCGGGGCACCGGGGGUGGGACGGAAGGAGGGGCGGCGGCGGCGGCGGCGGGCCAGGCCGGGCCGGGCCGGGCCGGGCCGGGCCGGGCCGGGCCGGGAGGUGGAACGCGCAGCCCCGCUGAACCCGCCUCGGGGCCUGCGGGAGCAGCAUGGCCGCCAGCCUGUGGAUGGGGGACCUGGAGCCCUAUAUGGAUGAAAAUUUUGUUUCAAGAGCCUUUGCCACCAUGGGAGAGCUUGUACUGAGUGUAAAAAUAAUUCGAAACAGGUUGACAGGAAUUCCAGCAGGCUAUUGCUUUGUAGAAUUUGCAGAUCUAGCUACUGCAGAGAAAUGUUUACACAAAAUCAAUGGAAAACCACUUCCUGGUGCUACACCGGCAAAGCGAUUUAAAUUGAAUUAUGCAACAUAUGGAAAACAGCCUGAUAACAGUCCAGAAUAUUCCCUUUUUGUGGGAGACCUGACUCCUGACGUGGAUGAUGGGAUGCUAUAUGAAUUUUUUGUUAAAGUUUAUCCAUCAUGUAGAGGUGGAAAAGUUGUUUUGGACCAGGCAGGAGUAUCCAAAGGUUACGGGUUCGUGAAAUUCACGGAUGAACUGGAACAGAAGAGAGCACUGACAGAGUGUCAGGGAGCUGUGGGGUUGGGCUCUAAACCUGUACGCUUGAGUGUGGCUAUACCAAAAGCUAAUCGUGUGAAACCAAUGGAGUACAAUCAGAUGUACAACUAUAAUUACAACCAGUAUUACCAACAGUAUCACAACUACUACGCUCAGUGGGGGUACGACCAGAACACGGGCAGUUACAGCUACAGCUACCCCCAGUAUGGCUACACGCAGAGCACCAUGCAGACAUAUGAAGAAGUUGGUGAGGAUGCAUUGGAAGAUCCCACACCUCUGUUAGAUGUCCAUGAAGCAAACAAGCAGUUUAUGGAACAGAGUGAAGAGCUCUAUGAUGCCUUGAUGGACUGUCAUUGGCAGCCUUUGGACACUGUCUCAUCAGAGAUCCCAGCCGUGUUAUAGCCUCGUUGCUGAGGCAUUGUGUCUGUGAGACAUCCUCCCAGCGCACUCCGGACUGUUAUACUGCCCCCGGAUCCUGCAGUUGUGAGGGGUGGCCCUUUCCCCACCCAGGUCAGGUACUCGGAGUACAGGAGGACUGUGGCCUUUCCUGUAGAGAACAAGUAUUGUAGGAGCAUCACAGUAACCUUUAUUCAUGGUGAAAAUUAGAACUGCGACAGUUUUAUUCUUUUUGUCUUGAAAUGAGCUCUUAAUACUUACUGGGAGUUGUAAUUUAUAAACUUUCAACAAGAUGGCACAGGAGAGAGACUCCAUCGUACAAUAAAAAAGUUGGUCUUUUAAGUAAAAUUACCCUGUGCAUUUUGAUUCCUGCCCAUCUUUCUGCUUUGCUGCCCAUUCAACUGUCUUAAGUCAUUUGACCCAAUGCUCAUGAAUGUGUUAUUUCAAAAAAGAUCAUUUUUAGACACUACUAAAAUGUCUCAAAAUCUUUCCAGUGACUGGGUAAGGUUGCUGUAACUUGAACAUGGGAUGAAAGCUUAUGUUGUGGUUAACUUAAGCUGUGAUCUUGAGCUUGCAAGUUUGAUAUUCUUAACCAAUCAACCCAAAGAGCACUUUGGAGAGCAAAGGCGGCAAGGAGUGUUAUAAAGCUUUUACCUGGUGGUAUCUUGCACCCCUGGCCUGCUUCUCCACCUGUGUAUGAGGAAAUAAUUCCCCAUGAACCAGCAGUUUAAAACACUUUUUCCAGCAACCAUAUUUAAAUAUUAUUUUGUGUAUCAUGCCUUUUUUUUUUUUUUUACUGUGGACACACCUUGAUGGUCUCAUUGAGAUGUUCAGAUUUCCUAGUGUCUUCCACUGUCCUGUCACAGCAAAACUGAAGAUCUUGCAGCAAAAAUGGGUCAGAGCAAUUACAUUGAUAUAUUGUGCAACAAAUGGUUGUUAACCUGGAAAGUGGUUUUCUACUGGAUGUUGUAUAAGCUGGAUGGACAAGCAAUAUAUUUAAGCUGAUAUGUUGCAUUAGAGAUGAAAGUGAAAAUAAUAGCACUUAUAUACAUGUUAUAAGCCCGUUUUCAGGCUUUUGUGCCUUAAACUCUUGAAGAAAUAGGAACAGAGAAACUACCUGUAAUAAAUGUCUAUCCAAGGAAUAGUUUGGUAACUGAAAUUGCUACUGCAGAGCAUUUCGUUGCCUCCCUGCCCAUGUUGAUGCAGAGAUUUACCACAAAAUUUAAAUACUUUGAUAAAGUUACUUCUACUACACCUUUGUUUGUGUCCAUAAUUGUGACCUAUUUGUCAGUCUGUGGUCUUUUUUAUCAGCUGGAAGUGGGAUGUGAGGGGAAUGGUGAUGUGACUGGAGUUAGGUUAUUCCUAAGGAGUGACUAGAGGAACUAGAGGACUGCUGGACUCCUGCGUUCUCAUCUGCUGUGAAUUUUCCUCGUGCUGUGCCCCUGACUGUGCUGCUGUCUCACCUUCAGCUGCUCUGAAUGUAAGGAAAGGAAUGUUCCCCUGUGUAUGCCAGGAGUUUCAGAAGCAGCAGAAGGGGCAGAGAGCAGAGCUUUAUAUUCUCUGAUGUGGCCACUCAGCUCAAGACACCCCCUCUUCUUGGGAAAUUCAGCAGAGUAGCAUUGCAGAAAUGAUGUAAAGAAGGGCAUUUAAAACACUUCCUAGAUCAUUCUGUUACUGUGCUGCCCUGUGUGCUUGACCUUCUCCUAUUUUUGAGUUGUCUUUUCCUACCCCCCCCCAUGUAUUUUCUUUUACAAUGUGGCUAUCUAUCCCAUUUUCCUCCAGGGGGAUGAAGCCACAUUUAUUUAUCAAUAUAACUUUAUUCUGCUGUUCUCAUCUGCCCAGCAUUGCUGUUUCUGGAGUAUUCCCUAAUGCCUGCAUAAUCUAUCUCUAUACAAGUCUGACUCUAGAGGAGAGAGGAGCAGGUUAUGAGGGAUCAGACAGCAACUCUGUGGGAAAAUCCUUUUGCUUUCUACUUCUGUUUUGUGGUGGAAAGAAAAAUGGUAAAUAUUAAUCCAACCCAUCCUAACCCCUAAUUCCUGGGAGAGCUGGGCAUGCACAGACCCUUGUGAGGAAUAAUUUGGGAGUGCAGAAGCCAGCAGAGAUGACCUGCUGACUCCUGUUUACUGGUGCUGCAGGGCUUAAAAUAGCUCCAGCUUUUGUUUCAGGAGAGAGGUUGAUGCAAGGCUCUGCGCCUCAUUCCCUGGAAGUAUGAGCCAGGCUUUUGGGGUUGUUUGGGAGAAUCUCAGCCAAGGUUGUUUGGAGCUGUUAAACCUCUGCAUUGUUUGGGUUUGUUUGGGGUUUUUUUUUAAUAUCACUUACUCAUCUUAAUGUUCGUUUUCAGCUCCUGGCCGUUAUUGCUGUGUCUGAAGCACAGGAGAGACUUUUAUAUGGAGCUGCAAAACAGCCGCCCCCUGGGAUUUGUAAGGUUUGCCCUUUGGAAUCCCAGUUAAAUAGAGUGUGGGAUUUUGUUUCUCCUGGAUGGCUACAGGAAAAGCCCAGAUUAAUUACCAUUUAGUGUCACACAGGAUGAAAGGCAAAGACUCCAUGUAGUAAGGUAAAUUCUGCUUUUAUCUCUAUGUGCUAAAGGCAAGAAGUCCAAGGCAGAUAUAUCACAGCUCCUGAAAAUUGCAUCCAUAUCAGCAACAGAGAUCAAGAAGCACUCUCCCCUUCAGCAGGCAGGCUUUAUAGCAAUUCCAAAACCAACUCAAAUAUUCUUAUUGUGUUCUUUGAUGAAGAUGUGAUUAUUCCAUUUAGAUGAAAGUGUGGGGACUUCAAUUCUCACUUGAGUUACACAGAUUGGGAAAGUUCAGCAGAGCUGGAGGAACAUGGGUGUUUUAGGGCCCAGAGAGGUGAUUUCCAAAGGCUGAGCUCUGAGGUUGUGGGGGGGCCUCUUGCCAUUAGUCUGUGUUUAAUUAAAAGCUUAACCAUACACAUUGGGGUGGCCUGGGGACGAUCCUGACUCCCUUCCAAAGGGAUGAGGAGUCUGGAAGCGUUUCUUUAGCAAAUGAUAAGAAGGCUGAAAGGGGCUGACAGGGAUUAUUUUUUUCCAUGUGAGUCUGACUAGAGAAAAUUCCUGUUACUUGGAUCAGUUUCUGGAGACAGGUUCAUAUCCCACACACUGAGACAUACACAGCACCUUUAGGAAUUUCUCUAAAUCCCUUUUGAGGAACAGAAAUAAAUAUUUGACUCUAA